Hydractinia symbiolongicarpus is the source of this 1853-nucleotide messenger RNA. Its product is annotated as protein YIPF4-like. Gene Ontology annotation, biological process: endoplasmic reticulum to Golgi vesicle-mediated transport; vesicle fusion with Golgi apparatus. The transcript has 5 exons. The record is from RefSeq and is a predicted model, not a curated record. Bases 193 to 960 code for a protein of 255 amino acids. Gene Ontology annotation, cellular component: trans-Golgi network; membrane. NCBI's taxonomy places the organism in Eukaryota, Metazoa, Cnidaria, Hydrozoa, Anthoathecata, Hydractiniidae.
UUUUGAGUGGCGUGCGUACCUGGUCAUACAUAAUAAAAUGGACGCGAAGAAAAUUUACGGAAAAUAUAAAAUAUCUUAAAAUAAGUUUUUCUAGGGGAGUGUGAACACAUAAUCACAACACUGCGAUUUCAAGAUGUCAGACACGUAGGCUGGUGACAGCUAUAUUAAUUUGCUCUGAUUAAAAAGUUAAAAAUGGACCCUCCAAAGGAGUUUCUCAGUAGUUCUCACGACACUUCGACUGGUAGUGAAUUGGGAAAUUUUUCAUUUAUACCAACAGAGCAAAAUAGUGAUGAAAUAUCAGGAAAUAUGCAACAUAACGAUAGCGACAUCUCAAGCAAAGAAAAUAAGUCAAAUAUAAUUGAUGGUAAAUUAGUAACUACACUACUUGGAAAUAAAGGUAUCAGUUGGUUGUUGGAAGUUGAAGAUGCAGACGACGAGACAUUUGACAAGCCAUUAUUGGAAGAGCUUGAUAUCGACUUAAAAGAUAUAUACUACAAAAUCAGAUGCGUGUUAUUUCCAUUGCCACAGUUAGGGUUUGAACGCAAAGUUGUCAAAGAAAAUCCUGAUUUUUGGGGACCACUGAUUGUUGUUUUAUGCUAUUCGCUGUUAUCUUUAUAUGGACAGUUUAAAGUUGUUUCAUGGAUUAUUACGAUUUGGUUUUGUGGUUCUUUUAUAAUAUUUUGUCUAACUCGUGCACUAGGUGGAGAGGUAUCAUAUUCUCAAUGUUUGGGUGUUAUUGGUUAUUCACUAUUACCACUCAUUGUAACAGGAUUAUCGUUACCAUUACUCCACCAGCUACCUUACGUUCCUGCCAUUUUUAAGAUUCUCGGUGUUGUGUGGGCAUCAUAUAGUGCUGGUUCACUGCUCGUACCAGAAGAACUAAAUAAUAAACGUUCCUUGCUUUUCUACCCUGUCUUUUUGCUGUAUGUUUACUUUUUCUCGCUGUAUACCGGUGCUUGAGAUUCACAUGGCAUAUGGUAUCCGACUUAAAAGUAAUAACUGAAGAAGAAGCAAGAAAAAAGCUAGUGCAGGCAAGAAAUGCUUGUAGGUGUCUUAAGGUGUCUUAUGCAACUUUGGAGUAUUUUUUAACAUAGUAAAGGAACUGUAAACGGUUAUCCAAGGCAACAUGAUUGGAUGUUAAUCAAUGUUGAACAAAACAAUCCAGUGUACGGCCUUCAGAAUGACUUUGUUAACGUUUUUGUUUGUUUACAUGUGUUAUUUAUUAAACUUUGUGUGCGCAUGUAAUUUAUUGUUUAUUUUUGAAUUUUCUACAUAUUAAAAAAUAUAUAUUUUGUUAUUGUUAUUCCGAUAGAAGCUGGAAAUUAUUAUAAACUGGUUUAAUAUUUUUGACGUGUGGGUGUGCACAUUGGUAGUGUGUUGUUUUGGGAAAUGCGUCACAAUGAAUUUUUAAAUACUUUUAAGCCAGAAACGAUCUUAAAUGAGAAAAUUCGCGAAAUUUUUGUAUUUUGCGAACAAACAUUCGCAAAUCGAUGUCAUUAGGAAAUUUAGCGAGCAAUAACUUUCGCAAGUUACCAAAAUUUAACACUCCAAAAUUUAACACUGCAAAAUUUAACACUGCAAAAUUUAACAUUUCAAGGAUUACCAAGGAUUGUCAAAGCAUAAAAUUAAAAUAGACCAUUCCUGCUGAUCUUUUUUUUGUUAACAUCAUCUUUUGCGAAUUAAUGUUCUUUAAAACUUUCUUAAAAUUAUUUUGAAUAAAAUUCGCGAAAAAAUUUUGGGGAGAAAUUACAUUUUUAUCUGUAAUGUCCCACACAUGUUCACCGAAUGAUAAAAUUUUUAAGGCUCCCAAUGUAACUUGAAAUUUGUAGAAAAUAUUAUUUAUAUGUACGUAA